Messenger RNA from Mus caroli (Ryukyu mouse), 1230 nucleotides. RefSeq names its product killer cell immunoglobulin-like receptor 3DL1. Lineage: Eukaryota; Metazoa; Chordata; Mammalia; Rodentia; Muridae. Gene Ontology annotation, cellular component: plasma membrane. Gene Ontology annotation, biological process: immune response-regulating signaling pathway. The record is from RefSeq and is a predicted model, not a curated record.
AUGCUGCUCUGGUUCCUCAACCUCAUGUGUUCUGGUUUCUUCCUAGUCCAGAGGAUGUCAGCACACGUGGGAAAUCAUGAUAAACCAUCCCUAUCUGCCUGGCCAAGUUAUAUUGUUCCUCUGGGACAGAACGUGACUCUUACAUGUGACUCUCAUGGUAGAUCUAACAUAUUCAAGCUGUACAAAGAAGAAGGGUCUCCAAUCCAUCAGUUACAUGAGACUGCAUUUCAGAAGAGCCUUGUCUUUGGUCCUCUGACCAGAGAACAUGCGGGGACCUACAGAUGCUUCCAUCCUCAAUACGCUAAUGAAUUGUCAGCACAUAGUGAGCCUCUAAAAAUCAUAAUUUCAGGAAUCUACAUGAAACCUUUCCUCUUGAAUCUACAAAGUCCCCUGGUGAAUUUAGGAGGGAAUGUGACCCUGGAAUGUCACUCAGAGAAUAUGUUUGAUAUAUACAUUUUGAUUUCACACAGAAUGGGAAUAAUCAAGAACUCUGUCCAAGUUUCUGCAGAAUAUCAUGAUAGUGGGUCAUAUGUCAGCUACUCAAUAGGUCCCAUGACACCUGAACUUGUUGGGACUUACACAUGCUAUGGUGCUAACAGUUACUACCUGUAUGAAUGGUCAGACCCCAGUGACCCCAUUGACAUCAAAAUCACAGGUGUAUACAAGAAACCUUCUCUGUCAGCCCUGAUGGGCCCUGUGCUGAUGAUGUCAGGAGAGACCAUGACCCUGUCUUGCAUCUCUGACCAUCAGUUUGACACGUUCCAUAUGUCCAGGGAAGGGGUGCCUCAGGGACAGGGGAUGCCUGCAGUGCAGAGCCACAGUGGUAAAUUCGAGGCAAAAUUCCUUCUUAGUCCAACGAUCCAAAAAGGGAACUAUAGAUGCUAUGGCUCUUUCAGGAACUCUUCCCAUGUGUGGUCCUCCCCAAGUGACCCCUUGUACCUUCCUGCCAAAGGAAACUGCCCUGCAUGCACAGAAGCAGACACCAAAACAAAUAACUACAAGAACCUGCAUGUUCUAACUGGGCUCUUCGUGACCAUGGUCCUUGUCGUCAUCAUCAUCCUUUAUUCUUGUUACUUUUCCAAACAGAAUAAGUCUCAGAAACAAGCAGCAGCCAGCAUGGAACAAGAGUUUGAAGUUAAAAAAACAAUAAACAGACAGGACAUUGAAGGGCAAGAAGGACAGGAGGUGCAUACACAGAACUUGAGCAGAGAAUCUUCAACCAAAACUUGA